Megalops cyprinoides (Indo-Pacific tarpon) is the source of this 1152-nucleotide messenger RNA. It is a transcript of the gene foxi2, whose product is annotated as forkhead box I2. NCBI's taxonomy places the organism in Eukaryota, Metazoa, Chordata, Actinopteri, Elopiformes, Megalopidae. The record is from RefSeq and is a predicted model, not a curated record. Gene Ontology annotation, molecular function: DNA-binding transcription factor activity, RNA polymerase II-specific; RNA polymerase II cis-regulatory region sequence-specific DNA binding. Gene Ontology annotation, biological process: anatomical structure morphogenesis; regulation of transcription by RNA polymerase II; cell differentiation.
AUGAACUCCACUGAUUCGCAAGCCCAUCACACGUCUCCAGCAGUUAGCCCGCACCAACCUCAUCUCAAAGCGCACCGGAGACUCUAGGACAUGGUCCCGUUUAUUGCGACAAUUUCAAGCAUGUAUCACCAACAGAGCCUUCAUGGCACACAGAGGCCAAGUGGCUACGGGUUGGGGGACUACGCGUCCUCUUCAAACCCCUACUUGUGGCUUAACGGGCCCACUGUUAAUUCUUCAACAUCAUACCUGCACGGAAACAACUCUGCGCCGUUCAUGCCGUCAUCUUACGGGUCGCAGCGGCAGUUCCUACCCAAUUCAUCCGGAUUCGCAGGUGCAGAUUUGGGCUGGCUGUCUGUAGCGAGUCAAGAAGAGUUGCUGAAGCUGGUGCGUCCACCUUACUCCUACUCUGCCACUUAUCGCCAUGGCUAUUCAAAACGCACACGAAAGAAACUGACUCUCAGUCAGAUCUACCAGUACGUGGCGGAGAACUUUCCUUUUUACAAAAAGAGCAAGGCUGGCUGGCAGAACUCUAUCCGCCACAACCUCUCGUUGAACGACUGCUUCAAGAAGGUUCCCCGAGACGAGGACGACCCAGGAAAGGGUAACUACUGGACCUUGGACCCUAACUGUGAGAAGAUGUUUGACAACGGGAACUUCCGUAGAAAAGAGGAAGCGGCAGGUCAGACUCUAGCAACGGCAUUCCUGGGAAACGCUAAAGUGGAGGAAGGACGACCUGCUCCCGCUAUUAAGUCUUCCGACAGUCCCACCGUUGAUGGAGCCUUCCUCACCAGAGCUGGACUCAGCGCAGCGAAGACCAAAAAAGCGUAUCACCUUCAGGGCUGAACGGCUGCACCAUGUUUUAAUAACUUUUUUCAGCAGCAUGUCGGCUCUGGCCCCGGCCCCACCAGUAGGCAGGGGUCUCUUGGACUGAUGAACGAGCUGUCAAGUCGCAACAUCACAGGGGUCAGCCCGUAUCACACAAAUUCCUCUCAGGACAGUGGCGGUCCUGAGAUUUCGGACAGCCUACACCUCAACCGUAGUGUCUACUACAACUCGUUCAGCAGCGGGCAAAGUGGACAAUUUAACGGACAUUUCUACAACAGCUUCAGUGUAAACAGUUUGAUAUACCCCAGAGAGGGGACUGAGGUGUAG